Sorghum bicolor (sorghum) is the source of this 792-nucleotide messenger RNA. RefSeq lists its product as uncharacterized. The transcript is spliced from 4 exons. The record is from RefSeq and is a predicted model, not a curated record. Lineage: Eukaryota; Viridiplantae; Streptophyta; Magnoliopsida; Poales; Poaceae. The coding region runs from base 1 to 792 and encodes 263 amino acids.
AUGGGUCCUAGUGUCUCGUCUCGGGCCCUCGAGGCGUGCCGGAUGUCCAACGAGGUGCCCGCGGACAAGGAAGUCGCCGCCACGGUUAGGGCGGCUGUCGCGGGCGGCUUCCAGCCGGAGCAGGUCAACGACUUUCCCAUGAAGCCCGAGAAAGGAUGCCUCGAUUUGGGGAUGAUCGACUUCUGGUCCUCGAAGCCUCUGGUGAAGGAGGACGAUGUCGAUCGUGAGAAGAGGCAUGCUUCCACCAAGAAGCAGAAAUCCACCAAGGAUGCAGAGAAGAAGAAGACAAAGAAGAAGAACCUCGAGCGACAAGCGCUUGAGGCACGUCGAGCCAAGUCGAGGUGUGGAGGGGAGUCUGAGGUGGACUCCCCUGACGAGGACGACGAGAGUGAUGAUGGCGAUGACGACGACGAUUCUGAGGGGAUGGCCGCUCGCCUCGACAGGAUCCUAGAAGACCCACCGCGGACCGACGUUGAUACACCGCACGCGGGGGCUUCCAAAGGGCCACCAGCCGGGCCUCGAGACGGGCGCCAGAAGGAGUCUACUUCUCUUCCGCUCAGGCUGAAGAGGCCGCUGGAGCAAGCUCAGCCCUCGAUGGCCAAGAGGCUCAAGGCGGGGGCAGGCUCCAAGGGCCUGGGUUCUUCCGACCCUCAACCACCUGCAAGCGAUGAUAAGACCCUGCCUCGACCUUCAAAGGGGGUGAUGGCUUCGAAACUGUCCUGCCGUCCUCCGGACGUGGUGAGGCGCCUCGUCCCCAUGGUCAGGUGGGAGCCCCCGAGCCGCCCCAGUUAG